UCGGUGCCUGGAUCUCCCAGGGAACAGGUGUUCUGGCAUCAGGCCUGUCACUCUCUUUGCUGGGGUGGUGGAAGACAGGCUCAGCCCGGGCAAUGGGGAACCAAGGCACUGCAGCAGGGAACCACUAGCUCGGCGUUGGCAAGAGGUUCUCUGGCGUUUCAGGCACCCUCUUCCCUAAUCUCCCAGGAAGACAGAAACAACUGAAUCUGGAGUCUUCUGCAGGCAAAACAUGGCGUUGAAAUGGGUCACGGUGGGCUUCCUCUGCACUGGGUGUUUCUGGUUCCUUGUGAGCUCCGAGAAGCUGUGGCAGAAGUUGGAGCAAGAGCACUCCAGGCUCUGUCCUUGGGAAUGCAUGAUUUUCGUCCAGAUGUGGCCAGGCUCAUUUUGUGUGUCUCUAACAAGUAAGCUUGACUGUAUCCUGACCAAGAACGCAAAGAACUGGACCAUCCAUGGAUUAUGGCCAAAUGACAUCAAGGAAUGCUGUCCGUACUGGCAGCUCUUCCCUUCCGACCUGACGAACUUGGUGUCUGAGCUGAACAGUCACUGGCCAACUUUCACCAACCUGACCAGCUUCCAGUUUUGGGAGAAAGAAUGGAAAAAACACGGGACUUGUGCUGGUUGCAUGGAGACCUUGAAUAGCCCAAAUAAGUUCUUUGGGGCCGCACUCUUCCUGCGUACCAAAUACAAUAUUGACAGGGCUUUCGAAAGGGCUGCUAUUGUUCCCUCCUGUACGUGGAGUUACCAGCUUCACACCUUUGCGGACAUCCUUCGGCCCCUCCUGGGACCUCAGUACGAGCUGCAGUGUGUGACGGACGGGCAGCAGGGGCGGCAAAUCCUGGUUCAAAUCAAGGUUUCCUUGUUCGGCAACUUCUCCACUGGCUGCUUCCCGGGCACUUCCAUGGACAUCUCCCCCUACCAGCCUUGCAAGGCUCAGAGGAGGAUUUUUUACGUCCCGCCCAACCUGAAGAAUCCACGCAACCCCUGCCCGUGAUCCAAGGCCGGCCGAGAAAUCGGUCAGAGGAGAGUGUUAGCAAGGAACCGGAAGACGCCCAUCAUCUGGGGCCGUGGAAUUUCCAGCCACCGAUUUGCAGGAACAGUCACUGGCCGGCCAACAAUCAAUGUCUACUCCCACCACCAAAGUUUGGAGGACCCCAACAGCUUGAGCCAUCUCUGUGACCAGCUAUGUAAAUCUCAUUACUAAAUCCAUUGCCCACGAGUGGCCUACUAUGAUAAGUGGUUCCCAACAGUUCUUUAAAGUGCGAGGUACGUCCAGGUUGACGUAAGUCCUUCUGAAUUCAGUGGUAAUAUACCCCCCAGCAUGAAGUGCCUUGAAAUGAUUUUAAUUUUGCCCAGGACGGGGUUGCCUCCCUACCUUGCAAAAAUAGAAGAGAUUAUUGAUAAACAUCCUUCCACAAAGGGCCAGACAUUCGGGACAAGCCAACAUUGGCCAGACUUCAAACGGAUGGAGUUACCCAAACGAAACAGGCCACGAUCGUGUGACUAAAAGAAUUGCUAAAAAGCAUAGCUUUACGAUACAAUCCUGCAAAUAUGAAUACUCUUGCGACGAGAGAGCAGCAGCGUGAUGCAGCUGUCCACAGGGGAGAACUUCCAAUCUCCUUUUUCUGAUUCUUCCUUUGAUUCUUUAUACUGCUGUAUUUAAAAAUUCGAAUUAGGAGAAAAGGGGAAAACUUCCAGUCUCUUCUUGGUCCUGACGUCGGGUGGGUCAACCCCUGAGGAAUACGGCAAAGGAAGAGUGGCUCCUCAGAGUAAAAUUAGAAUAAAUACAUGUA
Molecule: messenger RNA, 1790 nt
Organism: Python bivittatus (Burmese python)
Lineage: Eukaryota; Metazoa; Chordata; Lepidosauria; Squamata; Pythonidae
Product: ribonuclease Oy-like
Biological process (GO): RNA catabolic process
Cellular component (GO): extracellular region
Molecular function (GO): RNA binding; ribonuclease T2 activity
Source: RefSeq, a predicted model, not a curated record